AUGCAUUCCCAAUAUUGUGCAAAGGAAGGAAUAUUGCAAGGAAAGAGACAGCUAGAUGAACAUGAAGAAAGUAGGAUCUCUGGUCCUGUCACUGAGAAUGAUUUUCAUAUUUCUGUGCACAAAUUAACCAUGCCAGAUCUCUUAUACCAUGCCGAACGUGGUACUUAUUUGCUUUUACAUGGUCAUCGACAAUCUGGAAAGUCUACUCAUCUUGAACACUUUUAUGAAGUAGCUUCCAAUGGUUGGAGCACAACAUAUUCUACAUCAUCAGUCAUUCGUCAACAUUGCAAAAAUGGUUUUAUAGUGAUUCCACUUUCUUUUGAAUUCAGAUUAGAUCUUACUACAGUGGAUACUUUUUGGAAUAGUUUGUUUAAGGAGAUUGCACAAAAGAGUCCAAUUUCGAUUGACAUAGAUACUCUUCAGAAACUUUCAACAGAAGCAAAGAAAGUAGCAUUCCAGCAUUUGUUCACAUCAGAGUAUUUCAAAAAUUUGAACAGAAAUAGGUCGAUGCUGUACUCGUUCAUUGGUGCUGGAACAUUUGACAUAACACUUCUCGAUUCAACAUUAUCACUCAAAACUGAGCAAGAAUUAAGUAAAAUAAAUUAUUAUUCAUCACCAUUUAACAUCACUGACUCAUUGUGGAUAGGUCACUUUACUGAAAAAGAUGUUAUAAACCUUCUUAAAGAGGCUGCGGAAGACAGAAAUUUGUUGAUUGAUGAAGUAUGUUGGGGGAAAACACAGAUUCAAUUGGCAGACUGGAAGAAAUUUGCAGCUGAAAAUUUGCUUAACAGGGCAUUAGCAUCAAAUGUAUUCCUGAAAAUGAUUAAAAGCUUGAAGGAAAAUAACCCUAAAGCAGAAAUUGCAAGAACAUUACUAUGGAGGAAAUACUUGUUUGAUGAUGAGAUACAUGAACCCUCACUAAAAGAGAAAAGUGGACUCCAUCAUCUUCUUUCAAUUGGUGUUCUUAUCCAAACAAACAGAUACAAACUUGAAUUUUCCUCAACUUUAAUUCAACAAUUGAUAUUCAUGCAUUGUGUGAUUUAUCGGUCAUACACACCACAUAGAGUUGUGGAACUUAUCACAGAAAACAAAAAUAUAGACAUAUUCAAACUUAUAGUUCAUGCUGUUUCAAUAUUUCGAAACAAAGUUUUAACAGCAGCAGAAGUACAAAACAAGAAAGGUGUUGCUGAAUACACUUUCCAAUUUGAACUAUUUUCAACUAUACGACAUAUUUUGCAAAUAGUUAGUCUGCAAUAUACAAACAAUGGUAUACGAAUUAUUGAUAAAGGAUUUCUUAUCUUCCCGGAGGCAAAAGAGAAGAACAAAAUGAGAAACAAACGUUUGGGCAUCCUUAUUCGAAAUGGUCACAAGGUUCUGAUAAAAUUGAAGGUUGAGGUAACUGAUUAUGAUUCACUUGUUCAAGGAGUCAACCAGGCUAAAGAUUACAUGAUUCACAUUGAUUCAAGUGAAGCAUACUUGGUUAUUCUCUGUACUGAGCUUCCAAUGCAUUAUAAUUACCAGGCUGGUACUGAGGUUAAGAUUAUUUGGAUUGUGAGCAAGGAUUUUACCAUAUAUGAAAUUAUAACUGUUGGACAAAGUGAAAAAGUUAACACUGAGCAUAAUCGAUUCCUACAUGGGUGGUCUUAA
Molecule: messenger RNA, 1647 nt
Organism: Funneliformis mosseae
Lineage: Eukaryota; Fungi; Glomeromycota; Glomeromycetes; Glomerales; Glomeraceae
Source: the annotation of a GenBank genome assembly